UCAGAGGCUGCUCUGAGAUUGUCAGAACGGAACUGUAUAGAGAUUGUCACUAAGCUGGUUGCAGAAAAGCAGCUGGAAGUAGUGCACACACUCGAUGGCAAAGAGUAUGUCACUCCCGCACAGAUUACUAAGGAGAUCCGGGAUGAGCUUCACGUUUGUGGUGGUCGAGUAAACAUAGUCGACUUACAACAGGUAAUAAAUGUGGACCUUCUGCACAUUGAAAACAGAGCUAAUGACAUUGUUAAAUCUGAAAAAUCUGUUCAGCUUGUACUGGGACAGCUUAUAAAUGAGAGUUACCUGAAUCAGUUAGCAGAAGAAAUCAAUGAUAAGCUGCAGGAAACUGGCCAGGUGACAAUAUCAGAACUCUGCAAGGCAUAUGAUCUUCCAGGAGACUUCCUGAUACAGGCAUUAUCCAGGCGUUUGGGUAGAAUUAUUCAUGGACAGCUAGACCAGGAAAACCGUGGGGUGAUUUUUACAGAAGCCUUUGUGUCCCGACAUCGAGCGCGUGUUCGUGGGCUCUUCACCGCGAUUACUCGGCCUACACCUGUAAGUAGCUUGAUCACUCGGUAUGGAUUUCAAGAACAUUUACUUUACUCUUUGCUAGAAGAACUUGUCAACACUGGUCGGCUGAAAGGCACCGUGGUUGGUGGGAGGCAGGAUAAGGCUGUGUUUGUUCCAGACAUCUAUGCCAGAACACAGAGCAACUGGGUGGAUUCCUUUUUCAGGCAGAAUGGUUAUUUAGAGUUUGAUGCGUUGUACAGACUUGGCAUCCCUGAUCCAACAGCCUACAUUAAGAAAAGAUACAAGUCCACACAGCUCUUGUUUCUGAGAGCAGCUUGUGUUGGUCAAGCAAUGGUGGAUCAAGUUGAAGCCUCUGUGGAGGAAGCCAUCAGCUCUGGAACCUGGAUAGAUGUAGCAACUCUUCUGCCCAGCUCAUUGUCAGGAGAAGAUGCUGGGAUUUUGCUUCAGCAAGUGAUGAGAUCUUUAAACAAAAACUCUUCAGGUUUAGUCUUCAAUGACACCAUUGCAGUCAGUGAGAAGUUCCUAAGCAGCUGUGCUGACCUCUUUUCUGAUAUUAUGCACCAGAAGGCUGAAAAGGAAAUGAAAAACAACCCUGUUAAUUUAAUCACUGAAGAAGAUUUGAAACAGGCUUCUGGGUUGGAGAAUUCAUACGCUAAUAAAAAAGACAAAAAGGAUGAAAGAAGAAAGAAAGCAACAGAGGGCAGUGGAAGCGUGAGAGCAGGAGGUGGUGGCAAUGCCAGAGAGAUCAAGAGUAAGAAAACCAAGAAGAAAGGAAGAAGGGAUGCUGACAGUGAUGAAGAGUCACAAGGGACUGCCACAGGUAGGAAUAAGCAGCUGGAGUUCCCUUUCAUGUCAAAAGAGGAAAUUGAGGAUGUUUUAAGGACCCGCAUGCAGGAUUGCCCUGAAGAGCUUGUUACAGAGAUUGCUGAACAUCUGAUAAGGUAA
This is a messenger RNA of Acanthisitta chloris (rifleman), 1467 nucleotides long. Its product is annotated as E3 UFM1-protein ligase 1. Gene Ontology annotation, cellular component: endoplasmic reticulum membrane. The transcript is spliced from 13 exons. Gene Ontology annotation, molecular function: UFM1 ligase activity. The record is from RefSeq and is a predicted model, not a curated record. The annotation marks the transcript as partial. NCBI's taxonomy places the organism in Eukaryota, Metazoa, Chordata, Aves, Passeriformes, Acanthisittidae. Gene Ontology annotation, biological process: response to endoplasmic reticulum stress; protein K69-linked ufmylation; regulation of proteasomal ubiquitin-dependent protein catabolic process.